Messenger RNA from Clonostachys byssicola, 387 nucleotides. NCBI's taxonomy places the organism in Eukaryota, Fungi, Ascomycota, Sordariomycetes, Hypocreales, Bionectriaceae. The record is from the annotation of a GenBank genome assembly.
AUGGCAACCCUCGGCUUCCAUGAUCCAGGAUGGCACGGCGAGCUUAGAACUCCUGUGGUUGAUGGAAAAUACAUUCACCCAAAGUCGGGCGAGCUCCGGGAUAUCAAAGAUGAUGAUAGCCCAGGGUAUUAUUGUGGGCCUCCUGCUGUCGACAUUGUGAUUCAGAACGUCGCUGCGAAGGGGACUUUUCGUAAGGCACAAGCAUUUCCCAUGGAGGGUCUUUUAUCUGUUAUAAUGGGUGUCGUUCGGGAGAAGAAUUUGAGUCUCGACUCAAUUAUGGCAACAUCGUAUACGAUCCGGGUGAUUCUAAGCCAUGAGAUGACCGAUGAGCAGUAUAAAGAGGUUGCAAUGAGAAUGAUAUAUGGUAUUAGCGACGAGAAGGAAUGA